AUGGGCAGUAGUCAUCGUCUCUAUCAAGGAAGAACCAGACUGGGUACCAUUUCCACUUGUGCUUCCAUCCUCCAUCGACUCCAAAGAAUGUAUUCUCUACCGAAAACCCAAGAGACGGAGAAGCGGGGAAGGUAUUUUCGUAAGUGAAGGUACAAGGUAUCUCCUUUCUCAGACUCUUAAAUUGUUUCGAUGCUCUUCGACCUCUCCAAUCUCCUUCGACAUCAUGACAUUUUCCAAGGUCUGCAGCUGUUGGAAGCUGCUCUACCAGUGGACUUCGUCUUGGGUGAAGAAGAACUCGGAGUCAGAUGGCAGUCAGCCCCCGGCCCCUGAUGAGACCUCGCACGCCAGGAAGCCCUCGGUCUACACCUGCGGACCUUGCGGUGGCGCCGGCGGGAGCGAGAGGAACAUGGGUGCAGAUCCCGGCACUCACAUCCUAAAGGUGAUGGUUCGCCAUGGGCUUGCCGUGGACGCCAUUAGAAUUCUGUACCGGCGCGACGGCCGCGACGAGUGGACCGACUGGUGGGGGGGAAGAGGAGGGCAACUUUCCGAGGUCGUUCUGGACGAUGAACGCGAUGAAUACUUGGCAUGCAUAAGUGGUCGAUACGGCAUUUGCGGCGGCUACCUGGUGAUAAAGUCGCUGACUUUUGCCACCAACAAGAGGACGUAUGGGCCGUUCGGGGUGGAAGAUGGUGCUCCUUUCAAGUUGGACGCAGGAGGUCAAAGGAUCGUGGGGUUCUUCGCCCGCGCAGGCCAAUUCCUCGACGCCAUCGGGGUUUAUACAGCUUGACGAUCCAUGGCUGCCUUCUCCUACCUCAGACUUCUCAUCCAAGUUGUGUUUGUACUCUGCUAUCAUAUUAUAUAAUACAUCAAUACAUCAA
Musa acuminata AAA Group (dessert banana) is the source of this 878-nucleotide messenger RNA. RefSeq names its product jacalin-related lectin 19-like. The coding region runs from base 224 to 787 and encodes 187 amino acids. Lineage: Eukaryota; Viridiplantae; Streptophyta; Magnoliopsida; Zingiberales; Musaceae. Gene Ontology annotation, molecular function: carbohydrate binding. The record is from RefSeq and is a predicted model, not a curated record. The transcript is spliced from 3 exons.